Molecule: messenger RNA, 1768 nt
Organism: Amphibalanus amphitrite
Lineage: Eukaryota; Metazoa; Arthropoda; Thecostraca; Balanomorpha; Balanidae
Product: transcription factor GATA-4-like
Exons: 6
Coding region: 287-1351 (354 amino acids)
Biological process (GO): positive regulation of transcription by RNA polymerase II; negative regulation of transcription by RNA polymerase II; cell fate commitment
Molecular function (GO): RNA polymerase II cis-regulatory region sequence-specific DNA binding; zinc ion binding; DNA-binding transcription factor activity, RNA polymerase II-specific
Source: RefSeq, a predicted model, not a curated record
CGCCAGGCCCAGAUACCGGCUGGAACGCAAUCAGCUCCUACAGUUUGCUGAGUCGCCAGACGCAUCAGAAAAAAAACUGUCACGUUGGCCUGCUUAGCACUUCCAUCUCAAUGCGGCGCACAGCAUUCUAACGCAGACAACCGAUUUACUUGCGUUAUUGAGAAGCAACUGAGACGACUGACAAUUCAAUCAACUCAUUUCCGGUGCCCCCACCACCGAAACUCUCCUCCUCUACCAUCCUCACAACACCCUGUCCUCCUUCCUCUAAAGCGCUCCGCCUACCGCCAUGUACCACGGAGGGGUGCACAACGGGGCCAGUUACGGUCUCGAGGGCGGCGCCGGCGGCGGCUACUUCUCCGGCGCCAUGUGCAUGCCGCCAGCGCACCAGAUCUUCGGCCUGUCGCAGAUGGCCGCACAGAGCGCCCAGAUGUCCAGCCAGGCUGUCAACGGCGCCACAUCGGCCACCACAGGGUGGCAGGGGGUCACGGCGCAAAACGGCGCCGACAACGCCCAGCUGGCGAUGAACUUUGGAGGUUUUAAAUUCGCCGGUGGCCGGGAGAUGGCACAGCCGUCGAUGGCGCAGGGUUUUGGCGGCUACAGCUACCCCGCCGGCAAUAUGACGCCCUGGGGCUGCAACAACAUGGCCGGCCUGUCCAGCCUGCAGCGCGGUGCCUAUGAGUUUCGCGAGUGCGUGCAGUGCGGCACGGUGACCCAGUCGUGCUACCCGGACGGCACCGGACACUUCCUCUGUGGCACCUGCUUCUGCAGCCCCAAGUGGAAGGGCAUCACUCCUUCCCGACUCUACAGCGCCAGGAGAGGGUCCCCGUUCGCUCGCCGGUUCCACUCCAUGUGUACCAACUGUGGCACCACGCAGACCACACUCUGGAGGAGGAACGCAGACGGCGAGCCUGUUUGUAACGCCUGUGGGCUCUACUUCAAGCUGCACGGCAUCCGACGGCCCCUAUCUAUGAGGAAGGACGGCAUUCAGACGCGAAAACGCAAACCAAAGGACAAGAAGAAAGAAUCGGGCAAGGAUAAAAAGGACGAGUCAACAACGGAAUCGUCUAAGAAAUCGACGCAAAGCACCUCCCUCAAGGAGGAGGGUCAGCCUCAAUCCUCCUCCUCCGACGGACGCCACCGCUCGGCUGCAGCAACGACCACCGCCAGCGCCACCUCCGACUACCGAGCGCAGACCGUGCUGCCACCUACCGCCGCUUCCCAGGGCAGCGGCGGCGUCAGCACGGGAGUCGACAUGGCCCAAGCAUUCCCUCUUGCCAGCAGGGCGGCCGGCCUCGGGUUCGGAACGGCGCUGCGAAAUUUGGUGGAUACAGACGUUAGGAAUGUUUCUUGAGUUUUGGUGCGAGUGGGGAGGUAUGUAAGUUUUGAGAUGACCAGAGACUUGGAUUUUUGUGUUCCGUUCCGAUUGGCCACUUUAGUUUGGCAGACAUUUUGGAGAUUUGCCAGUGUGUUUUACCGUAAGCGCGUAUUGUGCAGUGUUUAUGUCUUCCAGGGACGUGAUAUUAUUUGAUCUGAAUGGAUGUAUGCAAUAGGUAUUCUAACAAAUCGGUAGUUUUUCAGCAUAACUAGUUGCUAGUGCAGUCAAGACUUUUCAGCAGUGCGGAUAUUCGCUGAUAGUUUGUGCAAUGCUAUUUUUGGUAGGUACCUACUGACGUUGUUGAUGCAUGAAGUAUUUGUCUUCCAUGACACAUCAUCUUGUUUGAACAUAGCUGCUUUCUGCAUUGGAUUUGUACCUACACGAAUAAAAUCC